Molecule: messenger RNA, 998 nt
Organism: Brassica oleracea var. oleracea
Lineage: Eukaryota; Viridiplantae; Streptophyta; Magnoliopsida; Brassicales; Brassicaceae
Product: probable zinc transporter 12
Exons: 3
Coding region: 6-953 (315 amino acids)
Biological process (GO): zinc ion transmembrane transport
Cellular component (GO): plasma membrane
Molecular function (GO): zinc ion transmembrane transporter activity
Source: RefSeq, a predicted model, not a curated record
CAAAGAUGUAUCACACACUCAACUAUAAGAUCGGAGCUGUCUUCUCAAUCUUUCUUGCCGGAGUAUUUGGAGUCUGUUUACCUAUCUUCGGCCUCAAGUCAGACAGCAAGUUUUUCUUGUUCGUCAAGGCAUUUGCAGCCGGAGUAAUCUUAGCCACCGGCUUCGUCCAUAUACUUCCCGAUGCCAUCGAUAGCCUCACAAGUCCGUGUAUUGGAGAAAAUCCACCGUGGGGAGACUUUCCGGUGACGGAACUCGUAGCCAUGGCCGCAGCGAUUCUGACCAUGUUGACUGAGUCCUUUGCUUCAGGAUAUUUGAACAGAUCUCGGUUGGAGAAUGAAGCUAAGGCCUUGCCGGUGAGUAUCGGUGGAGAUAACGAGGAACAGUCUGAUGAUACUGUCUCUGCUCCUACUCAUGCAUCAAUAGGCCAUUCUCAUGGCUUUCUGCUCAUUUCCCAAGAUGAUCACGUUGAUCCGAGGAAAAGGAUUUUAACUCAGAUAUUGGAAUUGGGGAUUGUGGUCCACUCGGUGAUCAUAGGAAUAUCUCUAGGAGUUUCUCCGAGUGUAAGCGCAAUAAAGCCUCUCGUGGCUGCAAUAACUUUUCAUCAACUGUUUGAAGGUUUUGGCCUUGGUAGUUGCAUCUCUGAGGCCAAGUUUAAAGCUUCAAAAACUUGGGUUAUGGUCGGCUUCUUCUCGCUCACUACACCACUAGGGAUAUUAAUCUGGAUUUGUGUAUCCCGAAAUUAUGACGAGAAUAGCCCAGUAUCGCUUCUAGUGUCCGGUUUCCUUAAUGCCGCUUCCGCUGGCAUUCUCAUCUAUAUGGCUUUGGUCGACCUGGCGUCUCCUCUGCUCCUCCACCACGAACGUCAAACAACCACCUUUACGAUACAACUACUUUCUAGCGUUUCAUUUAUUUCGGGUUCAGCUCUUAUGUCCCUUCUAGCCAUUUGGGCGUGAUGAAUAUGUUGACUUUCUUCAUGUAUUGGUACGAUAUUGUGUUAU